GUGGACAGCGAUACAGCUCACCGACUCUCUCCUCUGCUGAAAACGAAAGAGAGAUGCAUUGAAUGGGGUUCCAAUAUGCCAGGGGAGACCUAUUUUAAAAUCAAGAAACCAACCAGCUGAAAUACAAGGAAACGCCCAAACCGAAGAUGACGGAGGGGAGACUCUGCCAGGUGCAUCUCCUUGAUGACAGGAAACUCGAGCUGCUGGUUCAGCCCAAGCUGUUGUCCCGUGAACUGCUAGAUCUGGUGUCCUCCCAUUUUAACCUCAAAGAGAAGGAAUACUUCGGACUAACGUUUGCUGAUGACAGUGGUCAGUGUAAAUACUUGCAGUUGGACCGGAGAGUUCUGGAACAUGAUUUCUCUAAGAAGGCUACUGGGCCUAUCGCCCUCAACUUCCUGGUCAGGUUUUACAUCGAGAGUAUAACACUGCUGAAAGACAACACGACGGUGGAAUUAUUCUUCCUGAAUGCAAAAGCUGCCGUCUACAAUGGGGAUAUAGAGGUGGAAAGUGAGAAUGUCUUCAAAUUAGCAGCAAACGCCUUGCAGGAAGCAAAGGGGGAUUUCUCAAGUGAUGAAACCACCAGAACGGAACUGAAGAAGCUUCCAACUCUUCCCAACAAGGUGCUAAAGGAGCACCCAUCACUUACAUACUGUGAGGAUCGAGUGAUAGAGCAUUACAAACAGCUGAAAGGAGUCUCCAGAGGACAGGCCAUAGUGAAGUAUUUGACCCUAGUGGAAUCCCUACCUACCUAUGGUGUCCAUUAUUAUGAAGUAAAGGACAAGCAAGGCAUCCCAUGGUGGCUUGGGAUCAGCUACAAAGGAAUUGGCCAGUAUGAUUUGCAGGACAAAUUGAAACCACGGAAGCUGUACCAGUGGAAGCAACUGGAGAACUUGUAUUUUCGGGAGAAGAAAUUUGCUGUUGAGGUGAAUGACCCUCACAGGCGGGCAGUGACGAAGCGUACAUUUGGCCAGACUGGCUUAGUCAUCCACACAUGGUACGCCAGCCACUCAUUGAUCAAAACCAUCUGGGUCAUGGCCAUCAGUCAGCAUCAGUUUUACUUGGACAGAAAGCAAAGCAAGGGUAAAAUAAGUGCAGCGAAAAGUUUGGGUGAUAUUGCCAUGGAUUUAACAGAACAUGGAGGAGGAACCAAGAUAACCAGAAUGGGAGAUAACCUAAAGCACAACCUUAUUAUGGCUAGCACUGGCAGUCUGGCAUCAACAGGGUCUGCAGAUUCAGCAGUGGACGAGGAGCAGAAAAGGGAGAAGAUCUCUGAGCUAAAGAAGAAGGAACAAGAGAUCCAAGAUGUCUUGACCCAGAAAACAAAGGAGCUGAAGAAAAUCUGCUUGAGAGAGGCGGAGCUCACGGGCAAACUGCCCAAAGAGUAUCCCCUGUCUGCAGGCGAGAGACCUCCUCAGGUUAGACGGCGAGUUGGCACAGCCUUCAAACUGGAUGACCUCUUCCCAUACAACGAGGACCCUUAUCUGAGGAACCUGGAGAGCAGGUUUGCUCUGCAGCGGAAGAUCGUGGAAGCAGCUAAGAAACUGGCCUCGGAGGCAGAGAUCUGUAAGACGGUGAAGAGGAAGAGGAGGAGGAACUGUCAGGACGCCAUGAGGAAACUGCAGCAGGUCGAGGAUGAGAUGAACAAGUACAGAAUCAAGAAAGGCAAGAAGCCUACCCAAAGAGCCUCUGUGAUUAUCGCAGAUGAGCUUCUCCGUUCAGAGACUAGCUCGCUCUCAGACAGUCAGAUUCUGGAUGACGAUGACUCUGAUGGUGCUCUGAGGCCCCGGUCACAGUCGGUGCAGUGCUCCCCUCAGGUCAGCCCUGCACGUUCUCUGGAUCACCACCACAACAAGAGUCUCAGCAGGUUAGCAGCGUUUGACGGCCAGGAUGCUUCACAUCAUUUUCACCCCAGAGAGGUGUCAUCUGCACACAGCAGCCCCACCAUAACGUUACCCAGAUCUCCACGGGACCCACGCAGCAUGCCCUCCACCCCCGUUAUGACCCGCAACGCCUACAGCAGCAGCCAUCUCAGGUCGGAUGGGAACUCCCAGUCCUUCAGGCACCGCAGUGGCAGUCUGGAGUCCCAGCAACGGAUACUAAAGGAUACCGACUCAGAGAAGCCAGUCUUCACCCUGUCCCCUGCCCGCAGGAGCAACAGCACAGAGGCCCUGGAGGACUGCUCCUCCUUCACCAGUCAGUCCAGCCUGGACUACCCAGGCAACCCCCACUACUGCACCUUGGACUCUCGAACCCGCAACCAUCAGCUGCACAGGAGGGUGGAGGUCUAUGGAAACACAGGCAGUAUGCCUAAUCUGGUCCAGAAUCAUAUUGGCUGUAGUUAUUUGUACGAGCCCCCAGCGCACUAUGCACCGACUGCUUACUACGUGACAGGUUACCCCUGUCCAGACAUGGAGCCCUACUCCAACGGUGCUUACGUCUAUGAGAACGAGAUGGAGGGCCACUACAAUGUCAACCCUUCCUACCAAGUACACAAUUAUCACAGACACGAGCGCUACAGGACCUAUAGUAGUGAUCGAGCGGACAGCCUUGCUCAGAACCCAUACGCCACCAUGAGAUUGCCCCGGACCAGACAGGGGCCCCGCAACGAGCCCUUGCAGAAGAACAUGCAGAAGGCUCUGGUGGCUGAGCACCUGAGAGGCUGGUACCACCGCAGCGGUGGCCACAGAGAGGCAGGCAGGGGUCUGGCUGGGUAUGACUAUGACAACGGCUCUCAGCUCAGCCUGGGAUACCAGACCAUGCCAGCCCCCUUCAGCCACUCCAGCCGAACCACCUCCUACUCCUCAGUUUCCUCAUCAACCAGCACAGGAAACUGGCGCAGCCAGUUGGCUGUGGGUGUAACAGACUAUGAGAACAUGACAGAGUCACCACAGCACCCUCACCCAGGAGCCCAUGGCAAUUACAACCGCAGCCCCACCCAUACCAGAAGAGUAUACAUGGAUGGAAAUUAUAUGGGCAUGCACUGAAGAUAAGAGGACCAAAAGAAUCACUGGCACAAUGACCCCAACAUUGGACGCACAGUUCUCUGGAAGGAUACCAACUAACCUCUGGACAUGCUGCAUUAUGACACUCUUGAAUGACUCUCCCAUGUGCCUUGGAUUAGAUGGAGAUGGAUAUUAUUCAGGAAGACAUGGGAUGUGGUGAUGGCACAAAUGAAAGGUUUUGGUGAUCUGGGAAACCAGCUUCAUCAUUGUGAAUAUUGUGAAGGAUCUACAAACAGCAUUUCAAACCAUGGGAUACCUUUGACCCAAAUAUAUUACCCUAUUGUAUUAUGACAAAAAUAAGUCUUUAAAAAAGUUAGCAUUGUCUUUAUGAUAAUCAGUAAACUGUGUGUUAGGAGUGUAUGAAUAAGGAGUUAAAGCAGGAUACCUCCAAAGUGUGGUGCCAUACAGUACACACAGAGCACUAUUUAGUGAGCUACUCAUUAUACAUGUUGUAAAUCAACUUGACUAUCUUUGUAAAACAUUUAGGUAUACAUUUUGGAGUUACUAUUCACAAAGUGUGAUAACAAAAUAAUAAACCAACCCUUCCUUACUGCAGUCUGUGCGUCCCAGGUUUGUCAGUCAAUGGACUGAUGCGCUCUCUCCUCUCCCAAGUAUGAAUCUGAAUGUACAUGUUGAUAUUGUUUAAAGAUUAUUCAUAGUUUCCUUUUUGUGAUCGUGUUAAUGUGGUGUAAAUUGCUUGCAUGUGAACAUAAACUUUUGAUAAGCAGCUUUUUUGUAUAUUGUAAAAAGAUAUGCCUUAAAAUAAUGUUUCUUUAUUGUUUUUCUUUAUUGUCUUUCUCUACUCAUUUGUACAUUGUCCACAUAUUGUUAGGCUUUGUCAUCUCCUACUCUAAGUGAAAUAUCUCCCAUUUGGAUUUGGGACAUCAAUAAAGAAUCAGUGUGAGACACA
Messenger RNA from Salvelinus namaycush (lake trout), 3912 nucleotides. RefSeq names its product FERM domain-containing protein 4B-like. The coding region runs from base 147 to 2984 and encodes 945 amino acids. The transcript is spliced from 22 exons. Gene Ontology annotation, biological process: establishment of epithelial cell polarity. Gene Ontology annotation, cellular component: cytoskeleton; adherens junction; bicellular tight junction. Lineage: Eukaryota; Metazoa; Chordata; Actinopteri; Salmoniformes; Salmonidae. The record is from RefSeq and is a predicted model, not a curated record.